AAUGAGAAACUAUUCAGGGAUAACAUUGUUUAUUCUCCGGGGACUGACAGAUGACCCACAGUUGAAGAUUCUGCUUUUGAUCUUUCUGUUUUUGUCCUACAUCCUGAGUGUAACUGGGAACUUGACCAUCAUCACUCUCACUUUAAUGGAUCAGCACCUUAAAACCCCAAUGUAUUUUUUCCUCAGGAACUUUUCUUUCUUAGAAUUAUCAUUCACAACUGCCUGUAUUCCCAGAUUCCUGUAUAACAUGUCAACUGGAGACUAUACUGUGACCUAUAAUGGAUGUUUCACUCAAUUAUUUUUUGGAAUUCUCUUUGGGGCCUCAGAGUUUUUUCUCUUGGCUGCCAUGUCUUAUGACCGCUAUGUGGCUAUCUGCAAACCCCUGCACUAUGCAGCCAUCAUAAACAACACAGUCUGUAAUCAGCUCAUCCUGAGUUGUUGGGUGUCUGGGUUGAUGAUUAUCAUUCCAAUAGUUAGUUUUGGUCUUAAACUAGAAUUCUGUGACUCCAAUAUCAUUGACCAUUUUGUCUGUGAUAUAUCACCAUUGCUGGAGAUCUCAUGCUCUGAUACACAGUUCAUAGAAAGAAUGGUUUUAGCCCUUGCUGUGUUCACACUCAUCAUCCCCUUAGUGUUAGUGGUUCUAUCUUAUGCAUAUAUCAUUAGGACUAUUCUGAGAUUCCCUUCAGCUAAGCAAAGGAAAAAAGCCUUUUCCACUUGUUCCUCCCACAUGAUUGUUGUCUCCAUGACUUAUGGAAGCUGCAUCUUCAUCUAUAUCAAACCUUCUGAAAGAGAAGGAGUGGCUUUGAAUAAAGUAGUGUUAGUACUUGCAACCUCAGUUGCACCUGUAAUGAACCCUUUUAUUUAUACCCUGAGGAAUGAACAAGUGAUUAAAGCUUUUAGAGAUGCAUUGAAAAAGAUUGUAUUGAUUUCAAAAUUAUAA
Molecule: messenger RNA, 940 nt
Organism: Antechinus flavipes (yellow-footed antechinus)
Lineage: Eukaryota; Metazoa; Chordata; Mammalia; Dasyuromorphia; Dasyuridae
Product: olfactory receptor 6C2-like
Exons: 1
Coding region: 2-940 (312 amino acids)
Biological process (GO): G protein-coupled receptor signaling pathway
Cellular component (GO): membrane
Molecular function (GO): G protein-coupled receptor activity; olfactory receptor activity
Source: RefSeq, a predicted model, not a curated record